ACGGAGGAAGACGAAAACAUCUGACCACGACAAAUCCAUCCUGUUGAGAAAAAAUGAAAGGAUAUGGGGAGAGGAGUGCCCUCCAUACCCCAUGCAUGCAGCACGCACUGAUUUGACCAGGCGACAAACAAGGAACUACUGGUGAUGUUCACCCACAAAGCAAAAGGAGGACAUGGUACAAAGAAGGAGAGCAGAGCAAUCCUGACAUGAAAAAGCGUGCAAGCUUUUGGUAACUUCUCUGUCUUUACAGACGGGAUCCCUCUAUCUUCUUCCUCUACUAGAUAGCAGUUAGAAUCUCUGACAGUUGGAAGAUCUAGCCUUAUUUUCUUCCAGCCAGGAUAAAUAAUCUAUUGACUGUUAUGCUCCAGCAUAGUGAGCAUAUAAAAAAUGGGAUCUAGACAUGGAAAUCUGUGCUUCUCCAUCAAUUAUCUGGCAGAAAUGAGAUGCUAAUCUCUGUAAUCUAUACCUGUUGCAUCAUUUGGCUUUUGUGUGGCUGGUCCUUACAGGUAUGGCUGAGAGGUAAGGUUGAACCUACAUCCUUUGUUUUGUUAGGAAAAGUCAAGCAGAAGCCAAGGUCAGAAUGUCCUUCCUGCAAGCCUAUGGCCCACAAUGACAAUUCUUACUCAACAGUUGCACAUGUGAAGAAAGUAGAAUACUGUUAACUUCAUGAUACUGAGCAAGAGCAAUUAGAUUAGUCUCCUCAAGCAGUUUCUAGAGACUUCAGGGGCUUGUGUACAAAAUUUAAUUCACUCUAUACUUUAUGAAAAUGUCUUCCAUUUCUUGCAUUUUCUGAGACAGAAAUGUUUUUUUUUUUCCUACCCUCACGUAUACGUAUGGGGUGCAAUCCUGACAUGAAAAAGUCUGCAAGCUUUUGGAAACUUCUCUGUCUUUGCAUACAUAAAUUCCGAGGGCUCUGUGAAAACUGACUGUGGAUUAAAACUUAAAAACUUAGAAAUGCAUCGAGCCCUUUAAAUUCAAAUUCUUUCUCUAAUAUGAAACGACAGUAAGAGAAUCCUUAUCAUAUUUGCAUACUUUGAGAUAGCAGCUGGCUAUUAAUCAUCAAAAAUGUAGAAUAAAGUAAAUAUUUAAGGGCUUAAUAUGAGAGUUCCUCCUCUGAGAUAAGUAUGUGACCAUGUGAUGAGAACAUCUAGCUGAGUUUAAUAUUCCUUAGCAUAGCUAGAGCUUUUAGGAGCCUAUGAAAAGCUGAGUGAAACUUGUGAGUUCUUAAGAACUGCAAUGUCCAGUUUAUUUUCUCCUUUUUGUCUAAUAAUUGCUAUAACUGUAAUGAUGGGACUUCUAGGAAAUGGGACUAUCUUGGCUGUCAGUUCAACUAGUUGCAUCAGGAGCAAAAUAUUGUCCUCCUAUGAGGUGACUGUGAUCUUUCUGGGUUUAUCCAGGUUCUUUUCUCAGUUCUGGAUGAUGCUGGGUUUCUUCCUAAGUCUUUUUUGUCAACCUUCCCCUCAUAAAGGAAAUGUAUUUGUAACCUUUAUAUUACAGGUUUUUAUAUUCCUGAACUCUUCUAGUUUUUGCUUUGCUGCCUGGCUUAGUGUCUUCUGUUGCAUCAAGGUUGCCAGUUUUACUCAGUCAUUCUUAUGUCUGAAGCCAAGGAUGCUGACAGCAUCAUCCCUAUUUUCCUUUGCAACCUCUCUUCCUUUCUCCUGGGAUAACUGCAACACACAUGGCAGCUUCACCACUCCUUUUACCAUGACAAACUCUUCAGAAAGGAUAGCCACAAGGAAAGCUAAGAUUUUGGUUUUGAUCCUUUUCUGUAAUGUUGGUAUAGCUUUGCCUUCAAUAAUGUUUGUUUUUUCAAGUGUCCUGCUGAUUAGAUCUCUGUGGAGGCACACCAGCAUGCAAAAUAAUGCAACUGGCUUCAAGGAUCCCUGCUUAGGAGCUCUUAUUGGUUCCAUCAAGACAGUCUUCUCCUUCCUCCUCCUGUAUAUUACAAAUGUGAUUGCUUUGAUUCUCAUUUUAUCUGACACUUUCAUGUCUUUGAGCACUGAGGAAGCUGUAUGUGUUGUUGUAGUGGCUGCCUGUCCUGCAGGACAAUCUAUGGUCUUAAUCUGGAGCAACCCCAAAUUUCGAGAGUUGCUCACCAGCGCUUUGUGCCACAUGAGCUGUUGUGUCAGAGCUAGAUGCAGUUGAAAGAACAGGGCUAGUCUGUUCUUUCCAAUUUAGAUCCAAAUCAAUGAGAUCGAAGUCACUGUAGUAACAAAAUAAUAAAAAGAUGUAAGAAUAGAUUAUAGCCCCAAAAUUGAAUCAUGAAGAAGCUGAUAUGUUACUUUGCUUGAAUGUGAUUCUUGCGAUGAAUAAUUUUCUAAGUUUCCUCCUUUUUUAAAAAGAUGAUUGCCUGUGGAAUAUAGAUACUCUAUUUCUUGUGUUUUCUUUAGUAAUCACCAUUGUUUGUCUGAGCAGAAAAAAACAAGGCUAAGACUCAGACAAUAAUUAAAUCUCAUGAGAUGGUUUAUGUUCAGGCUUACAAAUCAGAUUCUCGUUAUCUUAUUAGAACAGAUAUGCUUAAGCACAAGCAUGCUCAAAUUUAAUGUGGGAAUAUGAGGCUUGAAAAUAGAUUCUGGCAAGUACAGGGACCUGCUGAGGAGCCACUUUGGGAAAUGCUUUGGAAAUUUGGGAAUUGCAGGGGUUUGAAGGGACCUCCAGAGAUCAUCAGGUCCAACCUCCCUGCCAAGCAGGCCCCCUACAGCAGGCUGCACAUAUAGGAAUCUAGGCAGACUCUAACAGUGGAAUAUUCAAGUUAAUUCAGUAAAGAAUGACACAAACCUUUCUAGCUUCCUGUGAUCAUGCAGUGAAGUAGUAAUCAGCAUCUGUGUUCCUCCCAAAAAAGAUGCAUUAGCAAAUUCUCUAAAAGUAGUUCUAUAAUUAGAAAUAACAGGAAAAAGACUUUUCUUAAUAUUAAACUUUACUGAAAAAUGAAUUUAAAUGUUAGUAUUUCAUGUUUCGCUGUGGAGAAUUAGCUCCUUGAAUUCAGAAGCAGUGUGGAUUUAAACAAAAAUAUUUAAAUAUUUGUUACAAAACUCUUCAAAUGUUUCUAGAAAUUAGGACAUCUCUGUAAAAUGUCUCACUUCAUGAAAGCGUGUCCUGUAAUACUUUUCUACACAUGGAUUCCUUUGGCUUUAGAAAUGAAUUGCAAUUUCCUUGACAAAUCACAUAUUUGUGAGUCUGAAACACGGCACAUAAUCUUUUGCACUAGAACUGGAUGUAUGAACAUUUUCAGGUGGAGUGAAAAUUUGACUUUCAUACGUGGCUCGAUCUUCUGUUAUGAUUGACACAGGACUGAGUCCAUUCUCUUGUACAGUAUCUGGUUGAUGUCUCACAGUCAAUCUGUUUGAAGAAAUGUAUGUGUAUUUAAUUGGAGUUUGCACUGAAAUGUGAUUUUUUUAAAUACUUAAAUCCAGACAAGAAAUUUUAAAAUCCAGAUAAAAAAAAACAAAACAUUUUUCUUGUAGUUUAUCUUCUCCUUGCAGUAUAAACUGGUUUGAUCCAUCCUCUCUCCCCUGUGUGCUGUCCAUUUCCCAGUCUUAGGGAAAGAAAUUAUGAUCUGUCUGAGAACAGUAACAAGCAAGAUGUAUGAAUUUAUUUAACCCAGAAUAACACAGAUAUUUUGUCCUUCUUCAGGCAGAGUCAUUAGUUAUGCAGCUACUCAGCAGGAUAUCCUGAGCAGGCUCUAUCACAUCAGUUGCCUUUCUUUUCACUUGUCCCCCUAAUGAAUAAACAAUCUAGUCAUGUUACUUAGUAAACAUGACAUUUGACAGGGAUUCCUGUGUUGUUUUUCAAACUCUUCCCUCCAAAGCUUUCCUUGCAUUGUGUUAAGUAAGAAUACUAUCUGUGCAGUAAUAUGCAUCUUGCAACCUAAGAGGGAAAGUAGAUAGAAUUACUGGAAGGCAAGUUUCUAGAGGACUACCUUCUAGUCUACUUUCUGGUCUACCUUUCUUUCUAUAACUAACGAGGUAACCUAACUGCCAUGUUAAUAACACCGAUUUAAAAUGUGUUUCAUAAACAGUUUACUAAAUCCUUCUCACUGUUUGACGAAUGAUUAAAUAAGAUUGAAAUGCAUUUGUACAAGGGGAAAAAAUACAUUUGCUAGUAGGAACAAAGUAGUUACCCAAGUCAGUGAUUCUUUCAAGUCAUGAAUUUUAUCUAAUAGUAGGUGCUUUUCUCUCUUAUUUAAGGCUGGUUUAUAAGCUAGAAGUUGGUUUUGUUUCCUUCAUCUUGAACUUACCAAUUUGCAAGGUGAAAUAAGUUUGAAAUUUGUCUUAUCAGAUGCUUCUGAAGUGUCCCAACUAUUCCAUACACACCUACACUACUUAGGGGUACUGCCAGCUGUACACAGUAAAUAAAAUUGGGAAACAAGUUAAGUUCACAGCUCAUCCUACUGUAACACUAUCUUGAUUAGAUUAUAUAAAUCAUGUAGUGUUGUAGUUAUUUUCAUUGAAAAUUAAAAAAAAAAAAAAAAAUCCAAGAUUUUCUGAGAAAUUGCUGCAGUGUAGUGUGAAAAAGAAUGCUAGCACUUAGAACAAAGUUCCUUUCCAUUAGGAAGGCUUUUCUGUAUUUCUGUAAGUUGCUGGUUUAAUUAGAAAUCUUUCUUUUGGCCUAAGGAGCAGAAUCACAGAAUUGUAUGUGUUGGAAAGGACCUCCAGAAAUCAUUGAGUUCAAUCCCUGCCAAAGCAGGCUCCCUACAGCAGACUGCACAUGUAGGCAUCUAGGCAGGUCUUGAAUAUUGCCAGAGAAGGAGAAUCCACAACCUCCCUGGGCAGCCUGUUCCAGUGCUCCGUCACCCUCACUAUGAAGAAGUUCCUUUGCAUAUUGGUGCAGAACUUCCUAUGCUCCAGUUUAUGGCCAUUUCCCCUUGCCCUAUUCCCACAGACCUCUGAAAAGAGGUUGGCCAUGUCCCUUUGACUCCCACAGUUCAGAUUUUUAUGAACAUUAAUAAGAUCCCUUCUCAAAUUUCUUUUCUCACAGCAGAACAGACCCAAGUUGCUCAGCCUUUCCUCAUAGGGGAGAUGCUAUACUAAGCUUAGAGAGAAAAAAUUUAACUUCAGUUAUAGAAUCAUAGAAUUGCUUGAUUUGGAAUGGACCUCAGGGAUCAUCAAGCUCCAACCCCCCUGCCACAGGUAGGGCUGCCAACCUCCCCAUUUAAUACUAGACCAGGCUGCCCAGGGCCCCAUCCAACCUGGCCUUGAACACCUCAGGGACUGGGCAUCCACAGCCUCUCUGGGCAGCCUGUUCCAGCACCCCGCUACUCUCUUGGUAAAGAACUUAUCUUCAGGUAGUUGCAAAGUUUUGUUUGGAAUGAAUCUAGAUUUCACUAUGGGCAGUUCAUAAUGAUGGCAUAUAUGUGUUUGUGAAAGCUUAGGAGCAGUUAACAUCAGCUCCUCCAAGAAAGCAGGAAAUUUCUGAUAAAAGUAUUAGUCAAAUAAUGCAGAUUGUUGCAGCAUAAACACAGUAAAGGGUACAAGUAAUUAUAAUAUUCAUAUUGAUUUCUAAACCAUUUUUUAAGGGGCAUAAAAGGAGACCUGUGUAGAAAUAAGAUCUUUCCCAGUAAAAACAUUAACUUAAACAUAACUUGGCUUCCUACCUGUUUUUGUGUGUGUGUGCAAACAGUUGCCCUGAAGGUACGUAUUUUGUCAAAACCACUGUCUGCAGAAAUCACAUCUGUAGGACUUCUAAAUUUCAACUUCUGCACUCAUACAUAGGUGCUCAGAUUCAAAGACAGAAGAGACAGACAUCAUAUUUGAUGGUAUAGGAGGAGUUAGCUACCAAUUCUUUUCCAACAUGUUUUGAACAAAGCCUAAGAAGAUCACACUGCAUAAGAGUAAGGCAUGAAGUAACUCACACACUCUAAAGGAAAGAAAGAAAGCUGAGGAAGAAAACAAACAAGAUGCAUAAUAAGUGCAGGACGGAGACAGCAAGAGAGUCAGAGCAAAAUAGAUUAUUGUAUGACAGAUUAUGAGUACAGAAGAUGAGAAAUCAAAAGGGAAAAUGUUAAUUGGUGGAGCUUCAGCUUUUUUCAGUGCUCUGUAUUAUCUCUUCUCAUCAUCUGAGUAUGUGCUUCUUCCCUAGUAAUGUCAGAGGUAACUUCACCUUUCGGCUCCUGGACAGACAGGAUCAUCAAAGUCUUCAUUGUCUGGCACUUCCCAUGCAGACAUAGGAGAAUUAGGGCACUUUUAUUUGUAGCUCAUGUCAAUCCUCAGUUGAUUGGUUCUGUAAUAGCAAAGGUAGGUCAUCUUCUGGAAGAGUAGCAGUGAGGGUAACACGUUCAUAAGCAUUCCAGAUGCUCGAAUAACAAUAUAGCCUUUCUUAGGAAGCUCAAAGGUGAGAGAAGGACAUUGAAUGAUACAAGAGUUUCAGACACCUUUGGAUUUCCCCUGCUCAUCUGAAAAAAUAAAAAAAUAAAAAUAGAUUAAAAGACUGUAAUUUUGAGGAAAUUACAGGUAUUUCUUUGUUCAGGAUUUUUAGCAGAGUAAUUUAGUCUUUGAAUCACAACAUAAAUGAGGCAAAAUUGUAUAUAUUCCUGUGCUCAUUGAAACACAUUGAAACACAAACAAUUCUCAACAGUUAAGUGGAUGACUUGAAGCCCUACACACACUUUUUAAUGUAUCCAGUAUUCUAAUUUAUAAGUGAAUGAAAGACAAUCUUUCAAAUUGUUUUGAAAAUCCUUUGUACAGUUAUCCUAUAACUGCAUAAUUACUUGCUUUUAAUAAUUUCUUACUGUAACUGGUAUUAUUAACUUCACCCUAUGUUUAUUUGUUGUUUCAGACACUUAGAAGAUAAUUUCUUCUGAACAAUUUUAACUUUGACAUUUGUGGGGAAAACUUAUAUAAAUGAUAAAAUAAAAGUUUAUGUAAACUGUCAUUAGUCCUUUUAAUUACUUUAAAAAGUAAUUUCUUUUGUCAAUCACACUAUUUCUGCAAGGCAGAAUAAGACUAACUCUCACUAUUUCCAUGGUUAUCAUGCUGUGAGAAAGACAGAUACUAAACAGAGAUCUCAAAAGCACUGGAAGAAGCUUGUGAUAUUUGCUAAGGUGCCACAUUGUCUUUGCAGUAUAUUUGUGCCUAUAACUUCAGUUCUUCAAGUAUCAAAAAAAGUGCUCUGUCCUAUUUCUUCCUUGAAUUCUGGAGGGAUUAAAUAAAACCUAGGUAAAGCAGUUCUUAUAUUUCCUAUGUGUUACGUAUGACCUUCCUGUGCCUACUAUAAAUCAAUAGAAUUGAGCAGCUCCAAAGACUAAAUCACAAUUGCCUUGUUUUCAUUCGUAUUUAGUAGGAGAGAAAUGUGAUUCUCUUUCCUUUCCUUGUCUACUAUCUUGAGUACUUCUUCAUGGGAGACAACCACAAUUAAAUGUUGUCUUCAGCAUGAUAAUAUGCAAAGAAACCAUGCUCAGGAUUUUCUUAACCUCUGGAUAUUUACUAA
Messenger RNA from Lagopus muta (rock ptarmigan), 7425 nucleotides. Its product is annotated as taste receptor type 2 member 40-like. Gene Ontology annotation, biological process: detection of chemical stimulus involved in sensory perception of bitter taste; G protein-coupled receptor signaling pathway; sensory perception of taste. NCBI's taxonomy places the organism in Eukaryota, Metazoa, Chordata, Aves, Galliformes, Phasianidae. Gene Ontology annotation, cellular component: membrane. The record is from RefSeq and is a predicted model, not a curated record. Gene Ontology annotation, molecular function: G protein-coupled receptor activity; bitter taste receptor activity.